Halichondria panicea is the source of this 2073-nucleotide messenger RNA. RefSeq lists its product as uncharacterized. Lineage: Eukaryota; Metazoa; Porifera; Demospongiae; Suberitida; Halichondriidae. Bases 109 to 1917 code for a protein of 602 amino acids. Gene Ontology annotation, cellular component: membrane. Gene Ontology annotation, molecular function: transmembrane transporter activity. The transcript has a single exon. The record is from RefSeq and is a predicted model, not a curated record. Gene Ontology annotation, biological process: transmembrane transport.
AUUCUAUUAGUCUGCCACAGAUUUUCAGAUUAGAUAUAAACAAGGGCUGUUUUUUGUUAUAAUAACUGGACAUUCUUUAGGUAGCUACACUCACUGUAAGACCAAUUAAUGGCUAGUUGUGAGCAAGGAACUAUAGAGCAAGCUUCCCUUUGUGAAACUCCUGCACCAGAUGCCAGCAGAGAUGCCACUGAAACCACACCACUCGUGACAAUUAAUGACGGCAACAAGAAAAGUGUGCUGAUCAAAUCAAAGGCUGCAAUAAUGAUUCUCUGUUGGACUGUCUUAAUGUCGUUGAUCUAUGGUAGUUUUCUGAACCCUGAAGUUUACUUGUUCGUAUUUGUUACACCCCAAUUUGGUUUGGACUCUAUUGAGAUAAUUGUAGCUACGUGCACAUAUGCUGCAACUGCUUUCUGGCUCCUCUUCUAUCCUCUAGCCGGAUACUGUGCAGAUAUUCGAUAUGGCAGAUAUAAAGUUGUGAGAUGUGGUGUGUUUACCACAUGGUGUGGACUCUUGACUGUGACUGUUAUUGGUGGUAUUGUGAACGCCAUUGCUUGGCCACUGAUAUUAUCUAGUGGAAAUGACGCCUUCUACACAGCUCUAUGGGCUUUUUUCGGGUUAGCGAUGGGUGUACUUGGAUUUUUUCUGCUUAUAUCCAUUUGGAUUGCAUUUGCUGGAUUUUUAGCCAAUGUUAUUCAGUUUGGGGUUGACCAAUUACCUUCUAGAGACAGCUUUCUUUUCAUUCAUUGGUUUCUCUUCACACUCUAUAUUGGAAUAAGCUUAGGGAAACUGGUAUGGAGUGCAGCUUAUGCCUCUGGUCUCAUAAGCCUUUUUCUAUUUGGAGUUGUCUUGUUAGUUGUACUAGUUUGUGUACCAGUAACAUUCUGUGUUGCUAAGCGCAGGUGGUUUGUUACUGACACUGGCACUAGUAAUCCUUACAAAGAGGUUGCAAGAGUUGUCGGCUUUGCAAGAAGAAACAAGAUUCCUAUUCAACGCAAUGCUGCCUUUACAGUCUUGGAGGAUGACAUACCCACUGGACUGGAUCUAGGCAAGGACAAGUAUGGAGGACCAUUCACUACCGAGCAGGUGGAGAAUGUGAAAUCAUUUUUUGGAAUUGUUGUCAUUUUACUUUCAAUUGGAUCUUUCUUUACGGCUGAUAUUGCUGCAGCACCUUUUCUUAGUAUUCUGAGGAAUCAUAUGGAGGCGGAAGACCCCUUUUACAUGCCUGAUAAUAGGGUAAAAUACAUUUUUUACUCGGUCUUCACUAAUGGUGGCACUCUGUACCCUGUCUUUAUUGUUGUUUUUGUUCCUAUUUUUCUCAAGUUUAUUCAUCCUCUGUUUCAAAAGUACUCUCCUGGUAUUCUGAGGCGAAUUGGAAUUGGUCUUUGUCUCAUCACUGUUAGUCUGUUUUGCUCACUGUUUGUCGACACCGUUGGUCACCUUCUUCCUAGUGGCCAUAAUGCUGGCUCAGUGUUUGGUCCUCAGGUUAAUUUUAACUAUACAACUAAUAACGAAACUCUGAUUGAUCAAACACUUCAUCUCAGCCCCUACAUUCUCAUUAUUCAGCAAGUCCUUGUUGCUGUGGCCUAUGUAUUUAUCUAUGGUGGAGUGUUUGAAUUCAUCUGUGCUCAAAGCCCUCACUCUAUGAAAGGGUUUCUCAUCGGAAUUUUGUUUGCUGUUAAAGGACUUUUUCAGUUGAUUGGUGUUCUUGGAGUUCUUUUGCCGUUUAGUUUCUGGCAGACCUCCCCUAGAGCUGGACUGGUUUAUUUCCUAGUGAACAUUCUUAUUUCAGUCGCAGGUGUUGUGGUUUUCAUAAUAGCAGCGAAGAGGUAUCAGUAUCGGCAACGUGAUGAACUUUGUAAUGUGAGGAAAUACAUCGAAGAAGUUUACGAGAAGGAUGUUAAUCAUGCACAAUCGUGAAUUUGAAUUUAAGUUUAAGAUCUAGAUGUUCACUUUGAGAGUAAUUCUGACUCAGAGACCCAAUGGCUGCAUGUGUAGUAGCGAGAUAUUUAGGUUUGGUGAAUAAAUUAUUGUUGUUGAAAUACGAUUGUUAUAAUCUAGUAGUGACCUUUUAAA